Rhodotorula toruloides NP11 is the source of this 564-nucleotide messenger RNA. Its product is annotated as cytochrome b5. Gene Ontology annotation, cellular component: endomembrane system; membrane. The record is from RefSeq and is a predicted model, not a curated record. The transcript is spliced from 4 exons. Lineage: Eukaryota; Fungi; Basidiomycota; Microbotryomycetes; Sporidiobolales; Sporidiobolaceae. Bases 1 to 564 code for a protein of 187 amino acids.
AUGGACAAGCUCAUCAGCUAUCUACCGCCAGGACUGCCCCUCCUCAUCGACGUCUUGAACCUGCGGCAGCCUCUCAACGCCGCCCUCCUCGCACUGCUCGUCGUCCUCACUCUCCGCGUCCUCUUGCCUGCGCCGCCCUUUGCACCCCCGCCGUACGCCCUCUCGGACUCGUCAACCAGUGGCGACUAUCAUUGGAGACCGGCGACACACCCCAAGAGCGAGGUUUGGCGCAAGUGGACGACGAAGGAAUUGCGCGGGUUCGACGGGACCGACCCGGCCAAGGAGGGCGGCCGGAUCCUCUUUGCAAUCCGUCGCAAGGUGUACGACGUUUCGAGCGGCCGCAACUUCUACGGACCCGGCGGCCCGUAUGCAAUCUUUGCAGGCCGAGACGCCUCUCGUGGGCUCGCGAAGCAGUCGUUCGAGGCCGACAUGUUGACGCCUGUCGACGAACCGAUCGACUCGCUCGACGACUUGACGAGCAGCGAGUGGGACAAUCUAAAGGACUGGGAGCAACACUUCUCGACCAAAUACAUCCUUUGCGGCGACCUGGUUGAAACGCACUAG